Messenger RNA from Ophidiomyces ophidiicola, 2262 nucleotides. It is a transcript of the gene SCT1, whose product is annotated as Glycerol-3-phosphate/dihydroxyacetone phosphate acyltransferase. Gene Ontology annotation, molecular function: glycerol-3-phosphate O-acyltransferase activity; glycerone-phosphate O-acyltransferase activity. Bases 1 to 2262 code for a protein of 753 amino acids. The record is from RefSeq and is a predicted model, not a curated record. The transcript is spliced from 3 exons. NCBI's taxonomy places the organism in Eukaryota, Fungi, Ascomycota, Eurotiomycetes, Onygenales, Onygenaceae. Gene Ontology annotation, cellular component: endoplasmic reticulum membrane. Gene Ontology annotation, biological process: phospholipid biosynthetic process.
AUGGCGGGAGCCCCAACGUAUCGGCCCAUGGUGGCAUGGGUGUACGACACAAUGCUAUGGUUAUUCUCAGUGCUCGUAGAUUUGUUUUUUCGAGAAGUACAUCCCCGAGGAUCUUGGAAAGUUCCUAAAAGAGGCGCAGUGAUACUUGUUGCUGCUCCACAUGCGAAUCAGAAUGUUCUUCGGCUAACUGCGUUCAUUUCAUCAUCUACGGAACAGUUCGUGGACUCCUUGAUUUUAAUGCGUGUUGUGCGCCGAGAGCUACAGAGACGGAUUGCCUUUCUUAUCGCGGAGAAAUCUUUCCGGCGAAAGUUCAUCGGGAUACUUGCCAGGGCUUCUGGCGCUGUACCCGUCUCUCGAGCAAUGGAUAAUAUGAAGCCAGGUCGGGGAACUAUAUAUCUGCCUGACCCCAUCAACAACCCCACAGUUUUACGGGGAAUUGGUACCAAUUUUGAGAACCCGGAAUUUCAAGUUGGUGGGACAAUUACACUUCCGACCGUCAAUGGACAGGCUGCUAGCACAGAUAUCAGCGAAAUACGUGGUCCCGAAGAAAUAAUUUUGAAGAAGCCCUUCAGGACUAGAGACGCCAUUUAUCAAUUGACGGGCAGACAUGACAUUACCACGGACGGGAGGGUUACUGGGGAAGCUUCACAUCACGACAAUUCCAAUUUUAAGGGUAGCAAAUUUAAGGUGGCACCUCAUAUUGAUCAAACGAAAGUCUACAGGGCGGUUUUUGAUACGCUUAACAACGGCGGCUGCAUUGGAAUUUUCCCAGAGGGUGGUAGUCACGAUCGCCCCGACCUUCUUCCUUUAAAAGCUGGCGUAGCACUGAUGGCCCUUGGAGCCUUGGCUGAAAACCCUGAGUGUUCUGUGAAGAUCGUGCCAUGUGGGAUGAAUUACUUCCAUGCCCACAAAUUUCGUUCUCGAGCGGUUAUCGAAUUUGGAAACCCCAUUGAAGUUCCUCCAGAGCUCGUUCAGAUGUACCGGGAUGGUCAUAGGCGCGAAGCGGUUGGUUCGCUAUUAAGUACUAUCUACCAGGCCCUCGUUUCCGUCACGGUAACUUCUACGGACUACGAAACAUUAAUGUUAAUUCAAGCUGCCAGACGUUUAUACAAUCCGACUGGCAAAAAGCUGCCCCUUCCUGUCGUGGUGGAGCUUAAUCGUCGCUUAGUCAAAGGCUAUGAACACUAUAAAGAUGAUCCGAAAAUCAUUGAAGUUAAAAAGUCAGUGAUGGAAUAUAAUAAACAGCUGUGGCUACUUGGGAUCCGGGACCACCAGGUCGAGUAUGCAAAAUUCUCGAUUCUUAAGGUUGUCACUACUUUGAUAUAUCGCCUCAUUAAACUUGCUGUCAUGACCAUCGCCACGCUACCUGGCCUGAUCCUCUUUGCCCCUGUGUUUGUGGCAACGAAAACGAUUUCUAUAAAAAAAUCGAGAGAAGCACUUGCGGCAUCAAGUGUUAAAAUUCAAGGCCGGGAUGUAAUGGCUACGUGGAAACUUCUUGUUGCUCUAGCGUUCGCGCCCUUAUUGUACGCCUUCUAUACCGCUGUUCUUACCUAUUGGACGCACUAUAACCGUGUGCAAGGAUAUGUUCCCCAAUGGGUGUCACUAUGGUUGGUGGUGGCCUUUGGGUUCAUUUUUUUCCCCUCCGUUACGUUUGCAGCCUUGAGAGUCGGUGAAGUUGGAAUGGAUAUCAUUAAAUCCCUCCGCCCUUUGGUACUGUCACUCAAUCCAACGUCUGCGAAUACGCUCCAUAAACUUCGGAUUCGGCGCCAAGAAUUAUCCGAAAAUGUCACAUCCCUGAUCAAUACCUUUGGACCUGAACUGUACCCUGAUUUCGAUGCUACACGCAUUGUUGCCGAUCCAUUCAAAGAGACAUUUUUCACCGAUGAUAGCCCUGUUAAACCCAAGCCAGAAAUUGUUGAACCCCAGAUGGACGGCGAGAAUUCUAACGCCGACGAUCAUCUCCCAAGAAAUGAGUCCUUCCAUGACCUUGCCAACAUUGGGUUUUUCUCUACACGUCCUCCCAGUCGCGAUAGUCACAGUCGAACUAGCUCCAGCGGUGGUCUGGUAGGCUCUGCAGGGUUCCCUGUUAAAGCACUUACCACUUUGGACAGCAAGGAAAGUUUUGCGGAAGUCACCAAACGAAUUCGUGGGGCUAUGAGAGAGCGUGGACGACGGCGGCGUAAGAGUGAGGAUAGCGGGUGGUCAAUGGCGAGCUCGGGAUCCGUGUCCCCUGUUCGGAUGGAGUCACUGAAACAGAGGUAA